Molecule: messenger RNA, 699 nt
Organism: Tauraco erythrolophus (red-crested turaco)
Lineage: Eukaryota; Metazoa; Chordata; Aves; Musophagiformes; Musophagidae
Source: RefSeq, a predicted model, not a curated record
GACGGAGUGUCCCGCGCCCCGGCUGCUGGAGGAGACCGCACUUGGCCACCCAGGGAACGAGGACUCAGGUACUGCCACCACAGGCUGCGGUGAGCUGGUGUGGGUGGGGGAGCCCGUCGUCUUCGGCCGGGCAGAGUCCAUCGCCGGCAAAUACGGUGUGUGGAUGAAGGACCCUGAGCCUGUGCCUCCCUUCACACGGGAGACCACCUGGCGUGUGGACACAGUGGGCACGGAGGUGCGCCAGCUCUUCCAGUACGAGGCAGCCGAGCAGCUGGCCCAGGGCUACCCCACCCAGGUGCACGUCCUGCCCCGCACCCCGAGGGACAUCCCUGGUGCCGGCUACCACGGGCAGUACCCCUACUCCUGGGGGGGCUACACUGACAUCGACCUGGCGGUGGAUGAGACAGGGCUCUGGGUGAUCUACAGCACUGAGAAGGCCAGGGGGGCUAUUGUCCUCUCCAAGCUGGACCCUGAGACGCUGGAGAUCCAGCGGACCUGGGAGACCAACAUCCGCAAGCGGGGGGUAGCCAACUCCUUUGUCAUCUGCGGCACCCUCUACACCGUCAGCAGUUACUCAGCACCCAAUGCCACCAUCAACUUCGCCUAUGACACAGCCACUGGCACCAGCCGGGCCCUUAGCAUCCCCUUCGAGAACCGCUUCCGCUACCUCAGCAUGGUGGACUACAACCCUGCCGAGCG